AUGAGAUUUCCUGUUCCAAAGAGGUAUUUAAGUCACUUUUUCAAUCGAUGCUUUACUACUUUACCGGGAUCUUCACGUUCUCUUCUUCCUCAGUCUGCCAACAAUGAUCAUAUCAUAGAGGCUUUCUGUUGUCUUAUUAAGCCGUACAACCAAUUUGAGCAAGAUGAUUUGUUUUUGAGAUUGCGAUCAACAAGAUUGCCUCAAAAGCUACCACCAGCUCCACCUAAGGAACUGAAUAGUCAAACAAUUAAUGAUUACGUUCAAGCCAUUACUUCAUGUAGCUAUCAGUACUAUCCUCAGACUGAAGAGUAUAUUGAUAAGACAAUAAACCGAUUGGCCCAAACUAGUCUACUAAAUCUGAAAUCGUUCAAUGCCAUUACGUAUUAUUAUACGAGAAAGGUAGAUUUAAAGAGAUGCGGUGAGGUAAGAAGACUUAUGGUGGAGACUUCAGGUACAACUCCACAAAUCGAUAAUAUCAACAUGUUCAUCCAGCUUCACUUUAAAAAACAUAAUCACAGUAAGAGGUUAUCUCUUGUAUCCCAAGAACUUCAUGAUGCCAUGAUGAUGGAAAUAAAGCCUAAUGCUUCCACCUUCUAUAUCCUUUAUACUUUCCUGAAUGGGAUAUCCUCCAGGGAAUGCAUUUUGGAAAAGAUGAUUGCAAAUAGAAUAUCUUUGGAACCAAUCAACAAUAUAAUAGUCAAACACAAAUCCGAAAAUGGUGAGAACGUACCUCAGAUACUUCUGUUUCUUAAAGAACAUCACAUCGAUCAAGGCAAUCAAGUUGUCAACGCUAUUAUAGAGUGCUAUCUUGAAGAUUCCAAGCAGGAUUUCUUAUCGGCCUGGAAAUAUAUGGACGAAUGUACCGAAUUUAAGCCUAAUACGAAGACCAUCAAGGUAUUUGUGGAUUAUUUCAACAGAAGAAGACAACCUUACAUGAGUCUAUCGAUGAUCAGUUAUUUGGGGGAUGAGCACAACAUUGGUGACCGUUCAGCCUUUUAUAUCGUGAUGUGUGAGUAUUUGUUGGAUAAAAACUACAAGGAAUGGUGCGUUCUUGCCAAGUAUUUCUAUUACUUGGCUGGUGGCCGCCUGAGUAAAUAUUUGAAAGAGUGCUUACAGGUAAAAGGUAAGGAAUAUGAUGUUACAUUUGACGUUGAAGAUGCACUGAAAAGUGAAGAGUUGGAAAAGAUGGGAGAAAUCUCCAAAGGAUUGACUUGGCAAAAACCUAACGUUGUAUUGUCUGAAAAUGAUGACAGAUAUUUGGAGGUUGUGAAAAAGUACUUCUCCUCAUAG
Molecule: messenger RNA, 1290 nt
Organism: Brettanomyces nanus
Lineage: Eukaryota; Fungi; Ascomycota; Pichiomycetes; Pichiales; Pichiaceae
Exons: 1
Coding region: 1-1290 (429 amino acids)
Source: RefSeq, a predicted model, not a curated record